This is a messenger RNA of Eleginops maclovinus (Patagonian blennie), 2955 nucleotides long. RefSeq names its product GRIP and coiled-coil domain containing 1 (gene gcc1). NCBI's taxonomy places the organism in Eukaryota, Metazoa, Chordata, Actinopteri, Perciformes, Eleginopidae. The record is from RefSeq and is a predicted model, not a curated record. Gene Ontology annotation, cellular component: Golgi apparatus.
UCAUCAGUCUGUUCGUGCCAACUGCAGUGAAUGCAGCACUGGUCACUCCUCACUUCCGGUUCAGAGCAACAUGGCGGGUGUUCCUCAUACUGAGAUCUGAGUAUUUUAUUAUCCCCAGUUUUCAGGAUUAAAACUCGGAGAGACAGACAGGCUUCUGUUGGACCUGCUUCUGAGCGAGAGACAGGCUUCUGUCGGACCUGCUUCUGAGAGAGGAGUUAACGUACCAGGAUGCAGUGAUGGAGAAGCUGGGCUUUGGUCCGGGCAGGAAGGAGCUGCAGGAGACGGUGGAGACCCAGAAGAAGCAGCUGCUGCAGUACCAGACCCGCUUUAAGGACGUGGUAAGAGCCUACAAGAGCCUGCUGAAGGAGAAGGAGGCUCUGGAGGCCAGCCUGACGGUACUCACCGUCUCCAACCAGGACCACCAUGAAGCACGAGGACUCCCCCACCCAACAGGACUUCCCCCCGAGGACGGCUGCUCGCUGCACAGCGAGGACAGCCUGGACACAGCACCGUCCGUGGAGGAGAGCGAGGACGAGCCAGGGGAACCAGGGAAGGCUGCGGUGCUGCAGAGCGACCUCGAUGCCGGCGGCUCGGACAGCAGCAGUGUGGGGGCUGAACCCCGGCAGCAGGCCACGCCCCCUCCCAGCUCGGAGGUGGAGCGUCGGCUCGCUCAGCUGAAGAACCAGCUGAUCACGCUCACAGGCGCCCUCGCCACCAUCACGCAGGAGAAGUCCCGCAUGGAGGCCAGCUUCCAGGCAGACAAGCGGAAGCUGAAACAGGAAGUGGAGGAGCUUCAGGGGCGGCUGGGGGGGACGGCAGUUCAGCAGGAGGCGGAGCUUCACGCCCUGCAGCUGCAGCUGGCAGAAAGCCGUGCCCGCAUCAUCACGCAGCAACACGAGCGGCAGCAGGAGCAUGACGACCAUGCGCUGCAGCUGCGAGAGCUGCAGAGGAUCCUGCAGCAGGAGCGAGACCUGCGGCAGGAUGCAGAGCUGCGGCUGCAGGAUGCCAACGCAACACUGAUGCUGACUACACAGGCCCGGGACCGGGGGGCAGAGUCCGAGUCCCACCUGCAGCAGUUGAGGGCGGAGAGAGACGAGCUGAGCAGGAAGCUGCAGGCCGCCGAGGAAGAGCGCAGGAAACCAGACCCGCGAGCAGACCAGCUGCAGAGGGAACUGACGCAGCUAAAGACCUUAAUCCAGGACCAGAUCAGCGCAGAGACCAGGAAGGCCUGCGAGGCAGAGCAGCGGUCUUGUGACCGGGCUCAGGCGGCGGAGAUCCGGGUGUCCGUUCUGGAGCUUCGAGUCUCUGAGCUGUCAGAGCUGCUGGGCUCGUCUGAGAAAGCUCGGCAGCGAGAGCAGCAGGCAGCGCAGCGACUCAGAGAGCACGUCUUGCAGCUGGACACCGAGAACAAGACGCUUGCCAUGGCGGCCACCGGCAGGUCAGAGGGUGGGGGCGAGGACCAGCUGGACGUGGCGGCGCUGAAAGAGAAGCUGGAGAAGGUGAAGAAGCUACUGCAGCUGGCAACUCAGCGGAACCCGGAUCAGGACCUCCUGCCGGAGCCCGACAAGGCGGCGGUGCAUUACCAGCAGGAGCUGCGCACGCUGCGGGACGAGUUUGAGCGCUACAAGCUGCGGGCGCAGCUGGUGCUUAAGAACAAGAACAGCAAAGAUGGCUGCCAGGCCAAGGAGCUGGAGGAGGUUCGGGACCAGCUGUCAGAGCUGAAGGAGAAGUACAUCAACCUGCGGAUUCACAGUGACGAGGCAGAGGCCGCGCAGCGCUGCAUGUUAGAGGAGCGGCAGCGGCACACCGCAUCGCUGCAGCUCCAACACAGGCAGGAAGUGGAGCGGGCACAGACAAUGCACCGUGACGAGUUGCUGCGUCUGGAGGAGGAGCUUCACAAACAGAGAUGUAGGACCAUGCAGCUGCUGCAGGAGAAAGAGCAGGAGCUGGAGGCGUUGCGAGCCGCCGCACCCCCCCCUGACACCACACCCCAGCAGGAGGCCGACAGUGACGCCCUCAGCAUGGCUCUGCGGCGGGCGGCACCCAGCGAGCCCACGCUGCUGCUGUACGCCGAGCAGCUGGCCAGGAAGGAGGUGGAGGCCGGCGCUCUGCGGCGAGAGAAGCACCGGCUGCAGGACGAGCUGCACCGCCUGCAGGCUGCAACCGUUGCUAACGCUGAGCAACACGGCGAGGAAGCGGCAACGCUGCGAGGACAGAUCGACAAACUGCAUCGGGACCAGAGCCGCGAAGGCGCCAACAUGGAGUAUCUGAAGAAUGUCAUCUACAAGUUCCUUACGCUGCAGGACACCAGCGGACGUAUGCAGACGCUCAACGCCAUCCUCACCAUCCUGCACUUCAGCCCACAGGAGAAAAACUGUGUCACCAAGCUUCAGCGCAAUGCCUGGUGGAGGUAAACACCUGAAGAAGAAACAUCAGGAGUUUGCUGGAGAUAAAACACCUGAAGAAGAAACACCAUGAAACAAGACACCAGAGAAGAAACAUCAGGAGAGGAAACACCUGAAGAAGAAACAUCAGGAGAGGAAACACCUGAAGAAGAAACAUCAGGAGAGGAAACACCUGAAGAAGAAACAUCAGGGGAGGCAACAUCAGGAGAGGAAACACCUGAAGAGGAAACAUCAGGAGAGGAAACAUCAAGAGAAGAAACAUCAGGAGAGGAAACACCUGAAGAAGAAACAUCAGGAGAGGAAACACCUGAAGAAGAAACAUCAGGAGAGGAAACACCUGAAGAAGAAACAUCAGGAGAGGAAACACCUGAAGAAGAAACAUCAGGAGAGGAAACAUCAGGAGAAGAAGAGACUAUAAAUGUUUAAUUGAUAAAGAGUCAGGUUAUUUCUGAAUUGUAAAUAUAAAUAAUAUUCCAGUUUUUUCGGUGAUGAAAUAUUUAUACGUCUUUGUUGAAAUUAAAACAUUGUUCUUGCUUCACAAACUCUGAAA